UCAUUCCCACCACCUCCCCCUCCACUCAUCCAUCCUUCACCAUACAAAAUCACAACGAAAUGAUGGCCAUGGGGAGCAAGCCCAGAAACCUGUCCUAAACCCAUCUUCUUGCUACGUCUCUUCAAUGGCCAUCACUGCCACUGCGACAACAGCAACCCUUUCCCUCCGCCCCUCGCUAACCUUCUCUUCACCAUCACUGCCAUCUUCUUCUUCUUCUUCUUUCUUUACAGGUAAGAAGUUUGCUUCUCCACCCAUAUUAACUGUGAGGUUCAGCAAGACCAAGACAAAGGCCUAUACCAGUGGUCCUGGGCCUUUCGUCUACGCUUCUGGGGAUUACUAUGCUACUCUUGGGGUCCCCAAAUCUGCUACCAGUAAAGAAAUCAAAGCUGCUUAUCGAAGGUUAGCUCGUCAGUACCACCCUGAUGUCAACAAGGAACCAGGAGCAACUGAAAAGUUUAAGGAGAUUAGUUCUGCGUAUGAGGUGCUAUCAGAUGAUAAAAAGAGGGCUCUGUAUGAUCAAUACGGUGAAGCUGGAGUUAAAAGUACAGUAGGGGGACCCUCAAGUGCUUAUACGACUAAUCCUUUUGACCUAUUUGAGACAUUCUUUGGGCCGAGCAUGGGUGGUUUUCCUGGCAUGGAACAAACUGGGUUCAAUACACGCCGUCGUAGUACUGUUACUAAGGGCGAAGACAUUCGCUAUGACAUUAGUUUAGAAUUCUCUGAGGCCAUAUUCGGAGCAGAAAAGGAGUUUGAGCUUUCUCAUUUGGAGACAUGUGAAGUUUGUGCUGGUACGGGAGCAAAAAUGGGUUCCAAGAUGAGGAUAUGCUCAACCUGUGGUGGCAGGGGUCAAGUUAUGAGAACUGAGCAAACUCCCUUUGGCUUGUUCUCACAGGUUUCUGUCUGUCCCAAUUGUGGUGGGGAUGGCGAAGUCAUUUCUGAAUACUGUCGAAAAUGCUCUGGUGAGGGGCGUAUUCGUGUUAAGAAAAAUAUCAAAGUCAAGGUCCCUCCAGGAGUUGGUGCAGGCAGUAUCCUAAGAGUAGCCGGAGAGGGUGAUGCUGGACCAAGAGGUGGUCCUCUAGGGGAUCUUUAUGUGUAUCUUGAUGUUGAAGAGAUAACAGGAAUCCAAAGAGAUGGCAUUAAUCUCACCUCAACAAUAUCUAUCAGUUAUGCUGAUGCAAUACUGGGGACUGUUGCUAAGGUGAAAACAGUUGAAGGAAUGAGUGAGCUUCAGAUUCCACCUGGUACACAGCCAGGGGAUGUGUUAGUCCUAGCUAAGAAAGGUGCACCUAAACUGAAUAAACCAUCCAUCCGCGGUGAUCACUUAUUUACUAUUAAAGUUACAAUACCAAAGCGUAUAAGUGCCAAAGAACGUGAAUUGCUUGAAGAACUUGCUUCACUGAGUAAUAAAAAUGUCACUCGAUCACGAACUCGGCUCAAAACUCAGCCUGCCACCAGAGAUCAGGAACGCAAGGUGGAAACUGUUUCUGAGACAACUGAAGAAUCAAGAGAUCAAAAUGACCCAUGGCAGAAGUUGAAAGAUUUUGCAGGGUCUCUUACAAACGGUGCUCUGAAAUGGCUGAAGGACAACCUCUAAGUUGGUGGUGACAUCCGGAGUCACAAUAGUAGCAGCCUUUGAGCUUUACAUUAGCCGUAGAUUUUUUGUACCAUUUAGCUUUAAGGACUAAGCAUUCAUUUACUCUGAUUGCUUAAAUAGACGUCUCUCGGCAUUGUGUUGAAGAAAAAUUCAAUAGCAACCUGGUGGAGAAUCUUUCAUUUCUUUCUUCUUCUUUUUUCCUUGUAAAUUCAACUCUAGACAAAUUGAUAUAGAUUAGCAUCUUCAAGUGUAAAAUUGCAUUCUAUGAGCUGGUUAGAGCUGCUGCCAGCAAACACAAUAAUUUCUAUGAUAUCACCAAAAAGAAGAAUUCUAUGAGCAGGCUAAA
Populus euphratica (Euphrates poplar) is the source of this 1940-nucleotide messenger RNA. RefSeq names its product Molecular chaperone Hsp40/DnaJ family protein. The coding region runs from base 125 to 1594 and encodes 489 amino acids. NCBI's taxonomy places the organism in Eukaryota, Viridiplantae, Streptophyta, Magnoliopsida, Malpighiales, Salicaceae. The record is from RefSeq and is a predicted model, not a curated record. Gene Ontology annotation, biological process: protein refolding; response to heat. Gene Ontology annotation, molecular function: ATP binding; heat shock protein binding. The transcript is spliced from 11 exons. Gene Ontology annotation, cellular component: chloroplast thylakoid membrane; cytoplasm.